AUGAGGUUCCCGGACAACCGCUACACCGAGACCUUGACGGUGUCUCUUCCUGGCCAAGAAAGACUUGUUCCCAAGAGCAGGAGAGCCAUGGUGGCCUCCCAGCAGAGCGCUGUGGCCUGUCUUCUAUGGAUGCUACUGCUGUGGGGCGGGGACAGAGGCUGCCAGGCCCAGCGUGCAGGCUGUAAAAGUGUGCAAUAUGACCUGGUCUUCCUCCUGGACACCUCCUCCAGUGUGGGCAAGGAGGACUUCGAGAAGGUCCGCCAGUGGGUGGCCAACCUGGUGGACACCUUUGAAGUCGGCCCUGCCCACACCCGCGUAGGGGUAGUGCGCUAUAGCGACCGCCCCACCACGGCCUUUGAACUGGGUCACUUUGGUUCCCGGGAGGAGGUCAAGGCCGCAGCGCGGCGCAUCGCCUACCACGGCGGCAACACCAACACAGGCGACGCGCUGCGCUACAUCACCAGCCGCAGCUUCUCUGCCCAGGCGGGAGGCCGGCCUGGGAACCGCGCCUACCAGCAGGUGGCCAUCCUUCUGACCGACGGCCGCAGCCAGGACCUGGUACUGGAGGCCGCUGCCGCCGCCCGUGCUGCUGGCAUCCGCAUCUUUGCCGUGGGCGUGGGCGCUGCGCUGAAAGAGGAGCUGGAUGAGAUCGCUUCAGAGCCCAACUCUGCGCAUGUCUUCCACGUGUCUGACUUCAACGCCAUAGACAAGAUCCGGGGCAAGCUGAGACGCCGGCUGUGUGAAAACGUGCUGUGUCCUAGUGUCCGCGUAGAAGGAGAGCGCUUUAAGCACACCAAUGGAGGGACCAAGGAGAUCACAGGUUUUGACCUGAUGGAUUUGUUCAGUGUGAAGGAAAUCUUGGGGAAGAGAGAGAAUGGAGCACAGAGUGCCUAUGUUCGGAUGGGAUCCUACCCUGUGGUGCAGAGAACUGAGGAUGUGUUCCCCCAAGGUCUGCCUGAUGAGUAUGCCUUUGUCACAACCUUCCGGUUCAGGAAAGCAUCUCGGAAAGAAGACUGGUACAUCUGGCAGGUCAUCGACCAGUAUGGCAUCCCACAGGUCUCCAUCCGGCUUGACGGCGAGAACAGGGCCGUGGAGUACAAUGCUGUGGGUGCCAUGAAGGAUGCAGUGAGGGUGGUCUUCCGAGGCCCCCGUGUCAGCGACCUUUUCGACCGGGAAUGGCACAAGAUGGCCCUGAGCAUCCAGGCCCAGAACGUGUCCCUGUACAUCGACUGCAUGCUGGUGCAGACGCUGCCCAUUGAGGACAGGGAGAACAUCGACAUUCAGGGCAAGACGGUGAUUGGCAAGCGGCUCUACGACAGCGUGCCUAUCGACUUUGACCUGCAGAGAAUUGUGAUUUACUGUGACUCAAGACAUGCAGAACUGGAGACUUGCUGUGACAUCCCGUCAGGCCCAUGCCAGGUGAUGGUGGUGACGGAACCUCCGCCUGCACCCCCACAGCCACCCACCCCCGGCAGUGAGCAGAUUGGGUUCUUGAAGACCAUCAACUGCUCCUGCCCAGCUGGAGAAAAGGGUGAAAGGGGCUUUGGUGGCCCCGUAGGGCUCCCUGGUCCAAAGGGAGACGUGGGAGCCACUGGACCAAUGGGUGUUCCUGGACCCAAGGGAGAGAAAGGAGAUUCAGGGAGAGGACCCUUUGUGCAAGGAGAAAAAGGUGAAAAGGGCUCUCUGGGCCUGCCUGGGCCCCCUGGAAGAGACGGUAGUAAAGGCAUGAGAGGGGAGCCAGGAGAGCUGGGAGAGCCAGGGCUCCCAGGAGAAGUGGGCAUGCGGGGUUCCCCAGGAUCGCCUGGACUUCCAGGACCUCCUGGGCAUGUUGGAGCUCCAGGUCUCCAAGGAGAACGAGGCGAAAGAGGAGCCCGAGGAGAAAAGGGAGAGCGGGGCCUGGAUGGAUUUCCGGGGAAGCCUGGGGAGACAGGAGAGCAGGGAAGACCCGGCCCUCCUGGAGUAGCAGGCCCCCAGGGAGAAAAGGGAGACGUGGGACCUGCAGGACCCCCUGGUGUACCAGGCUCUGCGGUGCAGAGAGAGGGCCUGAAGGGAGAUCAGGGAGCUCCAGGGCCGCGAGGCCACCAGGGCCCACCUGGGCCUCCAGGAGCUCCGGGUUUGAUGGGCCCAGAAGGUAAAGAUGGACCCCCUGGUUUACAAGGUCUUCGAGGGAAGAAAGGUGACAUUGGCCCACCAGGAACCCCUGGAGCACUGGGGCUACAGGGUCCCCCUGGACCACCUGGUGUUUUAGGCCCCCCUGGACCAGGAGGCCCCCCGGGUUUACCUGGAGAGAUCGGCUUCCCAGGAAAGCCUGGGCCACCGGGGCAUGCGGGUCCCCCAGGAAGGGAUGGACUGAACGGACCACCAGGCUUGCCCGGCUCCAAGGGAGAACCAGGGGACCGCGGGGAAGGCGGCCUGCCAGGGAAGCCGGGACCUCGGGGUGAAGUUGGGGAGCAGGGCCUGGCGGGUCAACCUGGAGAAAAGGGAGAAGCAGGCCUGCCAGGAGCUCCAGGCUUCCCCGGUGUGCGGGGAGAGAAAGGAGACCGGGGAGAAAAAGGUGAACUUGGACUUCCUGGACCGAAAGGUGCUCAAGGUGAAAAGGGUGAAGCUGGUCCUCAAGGUCCCCCUGGGCUACCUGGAGCUCCUUCCUUCUUCACACCACACCCACGAAUGCCCGGAGAACAAGGGCCUAAAGGAGAAAAGGGCGACCCUGGUGUGCCUGGCCACCCGGGACCACAGGGCCAUCCUGGAGAAUUAGGCCCCCGGGGACCCGCUGGACCUCCGGGUGCCAAGGGACAAGACGGUGCACAUGGGGCUCCUGGAGCAGCUGGAAACCCUGGUGCUCCAGGACCUGCAGGACCCCCUGGCAUUAGUGGCCCCCCAGGAAGCAUGGGCCCACCUGGCAUCCGAGGUCCCCCUGGGAAAGAUGGGGAGCGUGGGGAGAAGGGAACAUCAGGGGAAGAAGGGAGCCCAGGUCCAACUGGCCCUCGGGGUGACCCUGGUGCCCCGGGGCUCCCUGGAUCUCCCGGAAAGGGGAAGGACGGAGAGCCGGGCCUGCGAGGACCACCCGGGUUACCUGGUCCCCUGGGAACCAAGGGUGACCGAGGAGCACCUGGGAUUCCUGGCUCUCCUGGCAGCCGUGGUGACCCGGGCAUCGGGGUUGCUGGCCCUCCGGGCCCUUCUGGACCACCAGGAGACAAAGGACCCCAGGGAUCUCGAGGCUUACCCGGAUUCCCAGGCCCUCAGGGACCAGCUGGCCAAGAUGGAGCACCAGGAAAUCCAGGAGAAAGAGGGCCUCCUGGAAAACCAGGUCCUUCUUCACUGCUGUCUCCAGGGGACAUAAAUCUCUUAGUUAAGGAUGUGUGCAGGGACUGCCCUCCUGGUCCUCCAGGCCUCCCUGGCUUGCCUGGCUUUAAAGGGGACAAAGGUCUCCCGGGAAAGCAGGGGAGAGAAGGCACAGAAGGCAAAAAGGGAGAUGCUGGGCCUCAAGGCCUCCCAGGGCCCCCUGGAGUAGCUGGACCACAGGGCAGCCCAGGAGAGCGUGGUGCUGAUGGUGAGGUGGGACAGAAAGGCGACCAGGGUCACCCUGGAGUUCCAGGUUUCAUGGGACCCCCAGGGAAUCCUGGGCCACCAGGGGCAGUUGGAGUUGCUGGGGCUUCUGGACCACCAGGAAUUCAGGGGCCACAGGGGAAAGAAGGCCCUCCUGGUCCUCAAGGUCCACCGGGAAUUCCUGGAAUCCCAGGGGAAGAAGGCAAACAGGGCAGAGACGGAAAGCCUGGAACCCCCGGAGAACCGGGUAAAGCUGGAGAGCCAGGCCUACCAGGAGCAGAAGGAGCUCGUGGCCCACCGGGCUUCAAAGGACACACAGGUGAUUCUGGUCUACCUGGUCCCCGGGGAGAACCUGGUGCCACAGGGCCUCCUGGACAAGAAGGGUUACCAGGAAAGGAUGGUGACACCGGACCUGCAGGCCCACAGGGUCCCCGAGGACCCAGGGGCCCACCGGGUAGCAAUGGAUCACCAGGAUCCCCAGGAGACCCUGGACGUCCAGGAGCCCCGGGUCAGAAGGGAAGCAAGGGAGAAAAUGGCAGCCCAGGACUUCCAGGCUUCUUGGGUCCCCGUGGGCCUGCGGGAGAAGCGGGAGAGACAGGAGCUCCAGGCAAGGAGGGUGCUCCUGGGAAGCCUGGAGAGCCGGGACCCAAAGGCGACCAGGGAGAUCCUGGCAGCAAAGGCGACAAAGGACCGCCAGGUGGAAAGGGCCAGCCUGGGGACCCUGGAAUCCCAGGCCACAAAGGCCACACAGGCUUGAUGGGUCCUCAUGGACCACCAGGGGAGAGUGGACCACCUGGACCCCCAGGGCCACCUGGCCAGCCAGGAUUUCCAGGACUACGAGGAGAGCCUCCAUCCAUGGACACCCUGCGGCGGCUCAUUCAGGAAGAGCUCGGGAAGCAGCUGGAAACCAAACUUGCCUACCUCCUGGCCCAGAUGCCACCAGCACACAUUAAGUCCUCUCAAGGCAGACCUGGGCCCCCAGGUCCUCCUGGCAAAGAUGGGCUUCCGGGCCGGUCAGGCCCCAUGGGGGAGCCAGGUCGACCUGGACAGGGGGGUCUGGAAGGACCCUCUGGACCAAUAGGCCCCAAAGGUGAACGAGGAGCCAAAGGUGACCCAGGCACACCUGGAGUUGGCCUCCGAGGAGAGAUGGGUCCCCCAGGAAUCCCAGGUCAACCAGGGGAACCUGGCUAUGCUAAAGAUGGACUUCCAGGUAGUCCAGGACCUCAAGGGGAGACAGGACCAGCUGGACAUCCUGGCCCUCCCGGCCCACCUGGCCCUCCUGGCCUGUGUGACCCCUCCCAGUGUGCCUACUUUGCCAGCCUUGCUGCCCGACCGAGUAAUGUGAAGGGCCCUUAGAAGAUUCUGGAAAAUCAGAGGACUGCAAUGGAUUUCUGAAACUUGAACUCAGAGCCCAAUGGGAAGCCAGAAGCCUUGAAAUAAUUCUUUCUCUUCUCUUUCUCUAGUUUAUCCUUCCUUCCUUCCUUGAUCCCUUUUCUCCCUCUUUUCACAUCUUUUAUUUCUUCCUUCUCCCCUUCCUCUUUCCUUCCUUCCUCUUUUAUUUUCUUGAGAGACCUCAAAAUUAUUAAAACACCGGCAGAUGCUGCCAGCCAGUCAGUUAUUAAUGCUAUUACCAUUGUUAAUUGUUAUUAUUCCAUACAUUAAUACUUGUGAGUUCCUCCUCUACUGAAGAGCUUGGAGAACUUCUUCGUGGGCAGGAGACGGCAUCCUGGCUCAGGGGCUCUGUCAGCGCUAGCUGAGCUGUGGCUGCCAAUUCUCUAGAAACUCUCGGUGCUAUGCAGCCCUGACCAGACACUUGAUGGACUUUCCUUUUUCCCAGAAAAGAGGAAGCUUUAAAAAUGGCGGUGAUGAGCCUCUGGCCUCAGCUGUGCCCUGGUAGAGCCCAUCCUAUGCUCAUAUGCUCAGCGCCUCCCAGGAGAGAGACGGGAAGUGGGAGGAGGAGUGAUUUGCAAGCGGAAGAAUGCUCUGCCCUGCUGAUGGAAAGAGCAGAAUCAAGUCGGGCUUUCUCAAGUGCUUCAAGCUUGUGCAAGCAAAAUGAUGUCCCCACUGGCAUCAACAAUGGCCUUGUGGGGACUGUGGGGGGUCAUGUCUGGGCCACAAAAGAGAAUACUGGUGCUGAAGAAUCUGUGUGUGAAUUUGCUUGUAAACCAUGGGCAGGACUCCUAAGUUCCUUUUGUUGGCUUCAGUUGUGUGAAUUGUAAAAUAAAGUCUUCUUAUCGCCACUCA
This is a messenger RNA of Jaculus jaculus (lesser Egyptian jerboa), 5790 nucleotides long. It is a transcript of the gene Col22a1, whose product is annotated as collagen type XXII alpha 1 chain. The transcript has 64 exons. Bases 1 to 4902 code for a protein of 1633 amino acids. The record is from RefSeq and is a predicted model, not a curated record. NCBI's taxonomy places the organism in Eukaryota, Metazoa, Chordata, Mammalia, Rodentia, Dipodidae.